Enterospora canceri is the source of this 471-nucleotide messenger RNA. NCBI's taxonomy places the organism in Eukaryota, Fungi, Microsporidia, Enterocytozoonidae. The record is from the annotation of a GenBank genome assembly.
AUGAAUUUUAAUACACGUUUGCUUUUACAGACUGUGAUGCUGAACAUGGCAGCUGCAGCUGUAACUAACAUUCAGGAAGCAUUCGAUGCCGCUGCAGGGACUGAGAUCACUGAUUUCAAAGUAAGUGACAGAUAUUGGCUUGUGAUGGAGAAUAAGACAGUUGGUGAUGUUGAAAUCACGGGUAUGAAGGUGGUAUACGCAGGAGACAAGACUUCUAAACCAACUACAGAACCAAUACAGGCCAAAAAAAGACAGAAUCCACGUAAUUUGAUCAAUGGGACGAUAGCUAUGCUAAGUGGUAAGAAAGACGGCCUAGCGAAUGGUGUUACAGAUGAAAUGCACAAUUUCAUGCUUGGAACAGUACCAACAGAUGAAUUUGAUGUGAAACGAACUGAGUUGCUUGAGCAAAUCAAGAAACAGAAUGACGACAUCGUCUGGAUUCUGCUGGGUGCCAUUCUACAGAUUCAUUAG